UGUUCUUAGCUUUACUCCUCCCCAUCUCACAGGUAUCCUUCCGACUUCCCGUAAAUAGUUCCUGGCGUGUCUCCUCCCCCUUACCUAUUGCUACCCCCGCAGCGCGGUUGACCCUCACAUUUGCUUAGUACAGACGUUACUUGUUUUUACGGUUGGAUUAAGUCGUGGAUGGUGUCGCGAAGAUCGCAGAUACGGUGUUGGCGGAUAUAGUAACGGCAGUUGCCUGUAUUCUUCCGCGGGCCUGUUCGCCUCAGACUGUUUUGGUCUUGCUUGCCUGUGGCAACCGUGGAGACUUUCCCCGCUCUGAUCUCUCCCACCAGGCGCGGCCCCCAGCCACACUCCCCGGCGUCACGUCGCCGCUAGGCCCGCGCUCUGAUUUCUGCGAGGAUUUUUUUUUUUUUACCACGUUCGUGGCAGAUUUUUAGCCCGGAGGAGGAGAAGCCGCCGAUUCCCCUUUCCCUCGGUUCGUCAGCUGCUGUGAGUCCCGGUUGUUUAUGGGACCGUCAUGUCAAUGAAGCAGACCGGUAAUACCAGGAAGCCCGGCGGGGCCAGCGUGCCGGCGCCCGGAGGAGGAGGCAGGCAGAACAUGGGCAGAGGGCGUAGCAGUGGAAAAGGACCUCCUCAGUCUAUUUCUUUUGAUGGAAUCUAUGCAAACAUGAGAAUGGUCCACAUUCUUACUUCAGUUGUUGGUUCAAAAUGUGAAGUAAAUGUGAAAAAUGGUAGUGUUUAUGAAGGCGUUUUUAAAACCUAUAGUCCUAAGUGUGACUUAGUGCUUGAUGCAGCUCAUAAGAAAAAUAAAGACUCUACUGGGGGGCCAAAGCGUGAAGACAUUGUGGAUAGUAUAUUAUUCAAGUCUUCCGAUUUUGUUGUGGCGCAAUUUAAAGACAUGGAUGUCAAUUAUGCAAAAAGAGAUGGAUUCACUGACUCUGGUAUAUCGUCUAAAGUGAACGGUGAGCACAAGGAGAAAGACCUGGAACCAUGGGAUGGGGGCGAAUGCAUCGUUAGUAGCAGCUUAUCUACUAACAGCGAGGAGCUAGAGUCGUUAGAUACAGAUGUAUCUAAUGGUUGGGAUCCCAAUGAAAUGUUUCGCUACAAUGAAGAAAAUUAUGGUGUUGUAUCAACCUAUGACAGUAGCCUUUCCUCUUAUACUGUACCAUUGGAAAGGGACAAUUCUGAAGAGUAUUUAAAGAGGGAAGCUAGAGCUGCUCAAAUAGCUGAAGAGAUUGAGUCCAGCUCUCAAUAUAAAGCCCGUGUUGCCUUGGAAAAUGAUGACCGAUCUGAGGAGGAAAAGUACACCGCAGUACAACGGAAUAUGUGUGAUAGAGAAGGACAUUCUGUGGCUAGUAGAGAAAAUAAGUAUGUUCCACCUGGACAGAGAAGUAAAGAUGGCAUGUCAUGGAGUAGCCACAGUGCAAGACAAAAUUCCCCAAGAAUGGGCCAAUCUGGAUCGGGGCCUAUACCCUCAAGAACUGGAUCCCAUUCUUCAGAGUUCAGUCCUAAUUCUGGAUCUGACCAAAGAGUAGUUAAUGGAGGUGUUCCCUGGCCAUCGCCUUGUCCAUCUCCUUCUUCCCGCCCACCUUCUCGCUACCAGUCAGGUCCCAACUCUCUUCCACCUCGGGCAGCCACCCCUACAAGGCCGCCCUCCAGGCCCCCUUCGCGGCCAUCAAGGCCCCCGUCUCACCCCACUGCUCAUGGUUCUCCAGCUCCUGUCUCUACUAUGCCUAAACGCAUGUCUUCAGAAGGACCUCCAAGGAUGUCACCCAAAGCACAGCGGCAUCCCCGUACUCAUAGAGUUUCUAAUGGUAGGAGCACGAUAUGUGGAGGUCUGGAGUUUGUUUCUCGCAAUGAACCUGGGGAACCUGCUCCACCAACUCGAAAUAACUCUUCAGGUGGCACUUGGUCAUCUGUUGUGAGUGGGGUACAAAGACUUUCCCCCAAGACCCACAGGCCCCGCUCUCCAAGACAGAAUGCCAUGGGAAGUGGAGCCCCAGGACAAGCUGUAAGCUCUCCUCAGUCUGGGUCUAAUGCACCAGAGUCUGUUAGCAUGCCUGUGCCCACUGGAUCUCCAACACCUGCAACCCCAGCUUCCAAUAGAGCAGUUACCCCCUCAUGUGAAGCCAAGGACUCAAGAUUACAAGAUCAGAGGCAAAAUUCUCCAGCUGGAAACAGAGAGUCUAUCAAACAAAAUGAAUCUUCUAGUUUUAGCAAAUCUGACAACAAAGUAGUAUCUCCCAUGGCUUCAGAGCAAAGAAAGCAACUUGAUGAUUUAAAGAAGUUUAAAAAUGACUUCAGGUUACAGUCUAGUUCUAGUCCUGAAGCCAUGGAUCAACUUCUCGCCAAAAACCGUGAUAACAUGGAGAAGCCCCGAGAGCUUUUGAAGGAAAAGUUUGAUUCAAACUCCAAGGAGUCAACCAGUGAAAGUGGUAGUAAUGCACCAACGAGCAAUAGUAGCAGUAAACCAAGCAGCCCUAGCAUCUCCCCAGUCAUUAGCAGUAGUGGUACUGAGCCGAAGAGAGGCCCAGAGGUUACAUCACAAGGUGUACAGACCUCAGGACCCGGCAAACAGGAUAGAGAGGACAAGGAAGACAAAAAGGAAAAUGCUACAGAUCAAGUACGGAAAUCUACUCUAAAUCCAAAUGCUAAGGAGUUCAACCCACGAUCAUAUGCUCAACCCAAGCCUUCUACAACACCAACCUCACCUCGACCACAAGCUCAGCCGAGUCCUUCAAUGGUGGGACAUCAGCAGCCAACCCCUGUAUAUACACAGCCAGUUUGUUUUGCACCAAAUAUGAUGUAUCCAGUUCCUGUCAGCCCUGGCGUCCAGCCAUUGUAUUCUAUUCCAAUGACAACAAUGGCAGUCAAUCAGCCCAAGACAUACAGAGCAGGUAAAGUACCAAAUAUGCCCCAGCAGCGGCAGGACCAGCAUCACCAGAACACAAUGAUGCACCCAGUGUCUGCAGCAGGACCUCCAAUAGUAGCUACUUCACCUGCCUAUUCUGCACAGUAUGUUACUUAUAACCCUCAGCAGUUUCCUAGCCAGCCUCUCAUGCAGCAUGUUCAGCACUAUCAGUCGCAGCAUCCACAUGUAUAUAGUCCUGUAAUACAAGGAAACUCCAGGAUGAUGGCUCCACCAACACAUGCACAGGCUGGCUUAGUAUCUUCAUCAGCUGCACAGUAUGGAACUCCUGAGCAAACACAUGCGAUGUAUGCAUUUCCUAAAAUCCCCAACAACAAGGAGAGUGCCCCUUCUUUCUACUUUGCCAUUUCUACUAGCUCAUUAGCACAGCAGUAUGCUCACCCUAAUGCUGCACUACAUCAACACCCCCCUCAUCCUCAGCCUUCAGCAACACCUACUGGACAACAACAGUCUCAGCAUGGAGGUAAUCAUCCAGCACCAAGCCCAGUUCAGCACCAUCAGCACCAGGCAGCCCAAGCCUUGCAUCUCGCUAACCAACAGCAACAGAGUGCCCUUUACCAUACUGGACUGGCUCCUACACCUCCCUCCAUGACCCCUGGCUCAAAUGCACAGUCCCCACAGAACAGCUUUCCUACUCAACAGGCUGUAUUCACAAUUCAUCCCUCGCAUGUCCAGCCUGCCUAUACCAACCCAACUCACAUGGCUCAUGUGCAGCAGGCUCAUGUACAGUCUGGAAUGGUUCCUUCUCACCCAACUGCUCAUCCCAUGAUGCUGAUGACUGCACAGCCACCAGGAGGUCCUCAAGGUGCUCUUGCACAGAGUGCUCUACAGCCCAUUCCUGUCUCUACAACUGCACACUUUCCCUAUAUGACGCAUCCUCCAGUGCAAGCACAUCACCAACAACAGCUGUGAUUCUGGAGCUUCUGUGAAAAGGCUGGAACCCUUUUUGUAGGCCAAAAAUCAUCCCCACAUCUGCUUCCCUACAGUGGAAGUACUGACAACUAGAAUUUCUCAUUUUUGUUUAAAAAAAAAUCAAAAAAAAUUAUCUUGAUUUCUGCUAACCUCCAAUUGGAAUGCUAACUGAUCAUCUUGCAGUGGGAAAGAUUCGGACUGAGUAGAGGCAUGUAGGAAAUUGCAGGCUGUUGAGUACACUGCAUUAAUCCUCCAAGCCCAACCUUUGCUUGCUGGUAACUGGAAGUUAUUUAUUUUUAAAGGCCCUUCUAAGUUAUGAACUCAUCAGCUAGCGAAGGAAAUAACACGAGUGAUUCUUGCUGCUUAUCUUCACCUUACAACAAAAAAAAUCAAGACUCUAAAAUCCCUUUUUAUGUCUAAACUUGAAACCGAUUCAGUAAGGAUUCUUCUCAUCAAACUGGUGACUUAUUAUUUAUGAAUCAGGUUUGAUGUGCCCGCUGUCUCGCAACAGCGGUGUAACUUUUAAGUUAAGGAAAAAACUUUUACUUUGUAGAUAAUAUAAAAUAAAAACUAAAAAAAAAAAAAAAUUAAAAAAGUUUUAAAAACGGACAA
Molecule: messenger RNA, 4441 nt
Organism: Pseudophryne corroboree (corroboree frog)
Lineage: Eukaryota; Metazoa; Chordata; Amphibia; Anura; Myobatrachidae
Gene: ATXN2
Product: ataxin 2
Exons: 25
Coding region: 506-3829 (1107 amino acids)
Biological process (GO): cytoplasmic stress granule assembly
Cellular component (GO): cytoplasmic stress granule
Molecular function (GO): mRNA binding
Source: RefSeq, a predicted model, not a curated record